AUGAAGGCCGCCCGCCGUCCGAUGCGGGCGCUAUACGUCAGUCGCACCAGCAACCCCAAAUCCUCGGCCGCUGCCUCUACCCCUGCAUCCACCCGCAGCCUCAUUCAGCAGGCUACCACGUCAUCGAAGGAAGCUGCUUCAGGAUCCCCGCUGGCCAAACUCCCCAUCUCCUCGGUCUUGCGGUCGUUGGUGAUCUUGUCCGUGUCGUCCUCGACUCUUCUCCUGAAGCCAUGCAUCUUUGCUCUCUCGACCCUCGCUCACCCCAAGACCCCCGUCUUGGACGUGGCCAAGAACCCUCUCUUGAACGCGCUCGUCAAGCACACUUUGUACAAGCAGUUCAACGCUGGUGAGAACAAGCUCGAGGUUCAGCGGUCGAUCCAGGCCAUCAAACAACUGGGUUACCGCGGUGUUUUGCUGGGCUAUGCCCGCGAAGUCCUGGUGGGUGAGAGCGAUGUCGAUUUCCGCGACGAGAAGGCCGCGCAGGCUGAGAUCCAGACGUGGCUGGAUGGAACCCUGCAGACGGUGGAUAUGGCCCAGGAAGGCGACUUUGUGGCCCUGAAGUUCACUGGUAUGGGAACUCAGGUUCUCCACUACUUGCAGCAACAGGCUGCCCCCUCGGAGUUUAUGGACAACGCCAUCACCAAAGUCUGCGACUUGGCCAUCUCGCGCAAUGUGCGACUCCUUGUUGAUGCAGAGGAACAGGCUGUGCAGCCUGGAAUUGAGGGAUGGGCCUUGAAGUACCAGAAGUACUGCAAUGCGAAGACCCCCGGUAGCGCUAUUUUCUACAACACCUACCAGGCUUAUCUCCGCUCGACGCCGGCGACCAUUGCCAAGCACCUUGAGGUCGCUCGCCAGGAAGGCUACACCCUCGGUGUCAAGCUCGUCCGCGGUGCCUACCUUAAGACUGAACCGCGUCAUCUGAUCUGGGCUGAGAAGGAGGAGACUGACGCAUGCUACGACGGCGUCGUCGAGGCCCUCCUGACCCGCCGCUACAACUCGAUGCUGAAGUCGGCCUCUGAGGAGCACAAGACCGAACUUCCCCCUGUGAACGUCAUCAUCGCCACUCACAACCGGGACUCCGUCCGCAAGGCCCACGCUAUCCGUCUCCAGCAGGCUGCUCGGGCAGAGAGCCACGGGGUUGACCUCAGCUACGCUCAACUCCAGGGCAUGGCCGACGAGGUCAGCUGCGAGCUCUUGCAAGGCUUCCCGAACACCGACUCUUCGUCCCUUCAGGAAUCGCCGAACGUGUACAAGCUGCUGACCUGGGGUACCGUCAAGGAAUGCAUGGGCUUCUUGAUGAGACGCGCCGUGGAGAACACCGAGGCUGUUGGCCGUACCAAGCAGUCGCAGGAGGCCAUGCUUGGGGAGCUUAGGCGCCGUGUCCGCCGGCCCGCAGUCGCCCAAAUCCUGCGACAGCUGACCCCGACCCAGUGCCAUGGCUUCCUCGAUGCCUUCUGUGAAGCUCUGACUACCGUCUCAUCUCAGUCCAGAUCUUCUGAACAGGAGCGACUCAUCCAUCAACCCCUCCGCAGCACCAUCACCACCAAGGAGCAGAACUUGUCUCUCUUCAUGCCCGUUUCCAACACCAUCAGCACCGGCAUUAAAAUUGUGACCGCGUCCCAGGCAAACGGAAUCAUUGGCGUGAUCAACAUCUUCUCUCCAGAAGGGAAGCUGCAAGGUCUCCUCAGCGCAGCGGAGAUCACAGCCUUCCGCACCGCCUUGGCCGUCAUGUCGCUGUUCCUACGCUGCGCAUCCAUCCCCAAGGAACACAUCUUGAUCUUCGGCUCUGGAAGACAAGCCGAGUGGCAUGCGCGACUCGCACUCCUCCUUGCUCCCGAGCAGAUCAAGAAUAUUACUAUCAUUAGCCGAGGUCGUCGGCGAAUGGCAGAGCUUGAGAGAGAUGUGAUCGCCGAUCUACGUUCCAGUCAUCCUAACGUGACCUUUUCUACGUUGGUGAAAGAAGAUACGCCAGAUUAUGAGGAGGUGCUUCGAACCGAGCUGACUUCGUGCGACGUGAUCUUUAGUUGUACGCCUGCGACAGAGCCCAACUUCCCGUCCACGUAUCUCCACCCGUUCAAGCCGCGGUUUAUCUCGCUUAUCGGCUCGUACAAGCCGCAUAUGCGGGAGAUAGACACCGAGACCCUUCUCUCGGGCGGGGGGAAGAUCUACGUGGAUUCGAAGGAGGCGUGCUUGGAGGAGUCUGGAGAGCUAAUCCUGGCGGAGGUGAAAGAGGAUCAAUUGGUGGAAAUUGGGGAGCUGUUUGGGGAAAUGGACAAGGAACAGCCGGUUAACGUGCCGGAUGGCCGGAAUGUGGUGUUCAAGUGCGUGGGAAUGGGCAUCAUGGAUUUGGUGAUCGGGAAUAAGCUGUUGGAGGUUGGACAGGAGCGGGGCAUUGGGAUGGAGGUGGAUGGUUUCUAA
Aspergillus ibericus CBS 121593 is the source of this 2418-nucleotide messenger RNA. RefSeq names its product FAD-linked oxidoreductase. Gene Ontology annotation, cellular component: mitochondrion. The record is from RefSeq and is a predicted model, not a curated record. The coding region runs from base 1 to 2418 and encodes 805 amino acids. Gene Ontology annotation, molecular function: FAD binding; proline dehydrogenase activity. Lineage: Eukaryota; Fungi; Ascomycota; Eurotiomycetes; Eurotiales; Aspergillaceae. The transcript has 4 exons.